Lactuca saligna is the source of this 1556-nucleotide messenger RNA. Lineage: Eukaryota; Viridiplantae; Streptophyta; Magnoliopsida; Asterales; Asteraceae. The record is from the annotation of a GenBank genome assembly.
UGGCAUCAUCCCUGCUACUACUACAAAGUCCAAAGAAGCCAUAUGCCUAGACACCACCGCUGCAUCAACCGCUAGCAUUCAGCCAAAUAUUUGAUCAGGUUUCCAUCUGGAUCUGAAUGCCGCUUUAAUUACAGCACCUCACAACCCAACAACACCGAUACAGACAUGAAGUUUUUGUUGUGGAAUGGUAACAGUAGGACUAGGAGUACUAAUUCAUUAUCAUACUGUGUUAAAGAGAAUAAACAAUGUAUUGGGUGGUGGGUUGACAAGUAUUUCAAAGAUUGUCUAUGCAAUGUCAAUGACGAAAUUUCAUUCGGAUUCGGAAUCAUAAGCCUUGUCUGUUGGGGGGUGGCGGAAAUCCCUCAGAUCAUCACCAACUUCCGUACUAAAUCCAGCCAUGGCGUCUCGCUCAUUUUCCUCCUAACGUGGAUCGCCGGGGAUAUCUUUAAUCUUGUGGGUUGUCUUCUCGAACCUGCAACAUUACCUACACAGUACUACACUGCAAUUCUUUACACAACAAGCACAGUGAUCUUAGUGUUGCAAAGCUUGUACUAUGAUCACAUCUAUACAUUGUUAAAGUCCCGGAAAGCUGAUUCCAUUGCUGCUAAUCCAGAGGUGGAAGAAGCCAAGAUACCUUUAAUUACAAAUUCUCAAAGUCAUGCCAUCAGAGCAUCCCCAUCUCAACGACGUGACUACUAUUACAUGUCAGCAAGAUCAUUGGCUGGAAGUUCAACUCCACCAAACAGAGGUUAUUUGUGGACAACAAGAAGUGGUCCAGCCUCAGCUAUGGCUAUGGCUGCUGCUGAUGAAGAUGAUGAUCAUCAUUCUUCAGAAGAUGAGUCAUCUCUUGAAAUACCUGCAAAGACUACUUCUCAACCUAGGCCGAUACCCCGCUCUGUUGGUUAUGGAGCAUUUUUGGCUACUUCACUCAACUUUCCUUCACGCACAAAGGGUUUGAUGCAAGUAUAUGCUCACAGGAAGCUUCUACAAGAUGGUGGUGGAAGUGAGGCUGUGUAUGGGCAAUGGCUAGGAUGGAUGAUGGCUGCUAUAUACAUGGGUGGAAGGAUCCCUCAAAUCGCCUUAAAUAUCAAAAGACGCAGUGUUGAGGGUUUGAAUCCUCUCAUGUUCAUCUUUGCUCUCAUUGCCAAUGCAACUUAUGUUGGAAGCAUUCUUGCAAGAAGUAGAGAGUGGGAGAAAAUUAAAGCAAAUAUGCCUUGGUUGCUAGAUGCUGCAGUCUGUGUGGCACUUGAUGCUUUUAUCAUAAUGCAGUAUGUGUACUACAGAUACUUCAUGAAGCCAGAUCUGAACACUGAUGAUGAAUGAAUAUGAAUAGUGUUUACUGAUCUACUCUACUUAGCUUGAUAGGAAGCAAGCAAGAAUUAUUUGUAUGAGGACAUGAUUGAUGUUCACUGUAAAAACAAAGAAUGCUUGUGUUGUUCGUUUUAGAUGAUUGUAUGUUUGGGUAUGUUGUAUGUAAAACCCUGAAUAGGUGGAUUAUGUGGAGUAUAUUUGCGACAGACUUUCUUGGAUGUCACUAAUUGGGUGUUAUGGAGAAG